UUCCUGUUUGAUUCACAACUGCAAUACACGAGUGUUUCAGUGAAAGAGCGAUUCAAAACUUGGUUUGUUUUGUUUGGGAACAAAGGCGACCUAAACUUAGACAAUAAUUCUGAAGUUACUUGUUUAAGUUUAUCAACAGACGAGUCUUUCUUAGUUUUAACUGCUCUGUGCUAACGCUGAGUACACGCUAACGUUAGCUUAAGACAGCUAGUUUCAACGUUAGAUUCGGUAGGAAACAAGAUGCCGUCCCGUGUGGAUGAGUACGAGGUGUUGCACACUAUAGGCUCGGGUUCCUAUGGAAAAUGUCAGAAAAUAAGACGGAAAUCUGAUGGAAAAAUCCUUGUGUGGAAGGAGCUGGACUAUGGCACCAUGGCGGAGAGUGAAAAGCAGAUGCUGGUGUCGGAGGUGAACCUGCUGCGGGAGCUUAAACAUCCAAACAUUGUCAGGUACUACGACCGCAUUAUAGACCGGAGUAACACCACACUGUACAUCGUCAUGGAGUACUGCGAGGGAGGGGACCUUGCAAGUGUCAUCGCCCGAUGCAUCAAGGAAAGGCGUUAUUUGGAGGAGCAGUUCAUCCUUAGAGUCAUGGCACAGCUCACGUUAGCCCUGAAGGAGUGCCACAGGCGCAGUGACGGCAGGGCUACUGUUCUUCACCGAGACCUGAAACCAGCCAACAUUUUCCUCGAUAUCAAACAGAAUGUGAAGCUAGGAGACUUCGGCCUAGCAAGGAUCCUGAACCAUGACACCAGUUUUGCAAGAACCUUUGUUGGGACACCUUACUACAUGUCUCCAGAACAAAUAAACCGGAUGUCGUACAACGAGAAGUCAGAUAUUUGGUCUCUGGGAUGUUUGCUGUAUGAGCUCUGUGCUUUAUCCCCUCCAUUUACUGCCUACAACCAAAGAGAGUUGGCAGAGAAGAUCAGAGAGGGGAAGUACAGAAGAAUCCCGUAUCGAUACUCUGAAGAACUAAACAUCUUACUCAGCAAAAUGCUCAACCUGAAGGAUUAUCUGAGGCCGUCUGUGGAGUCCAUCCUACAAAGCAGCCUUCUUGCUGAGGCUGUCUCUGAGGAACUGAGGAGGGCACAGGCACGACUGAGGAGGAAGUCAGCAGACUCUGACUGUCCUCUUCAAAAGCAGGCUGAACCUGCGUCUGCUGCAGAACUCAGACUCAAGGAACAAGCGCUGCGGGACAGGGAGAAGGCGCUGAAGGAACGAGAAGAGAGGCUUGAAAAAAGAGAGCAGGAGCUUUGUGUCCGUGAGCGGCUGUCAAGUGAGAAGCUUGCUAGGGCAGAAAGUUUACUGAAGAAUCACAACUGUCUACUGCUGCAGAGGGACAUGGCACCAUUGUAUGGCAAGAACAUAGAUGUGGAAGAGCUCUCCCCCAGCAAGAAACGGGUCCACUUCGCAAGCGAGAGCAAAGAGAACCAGCGGCCUGAUAGCCAUCAGAGUGUGACACCCCAUGUGCUGAUUCUUAGGAGACUUCAGUUGGCAAAUCUGCGCGCUCAACAACUGAAUGAGAUGGAGAAGACCUGUCAGUUAAAGAGCAGACAGAUACUAGGCAUCCGCUGAUCAUACAGAUAUCACUGUGACAUAUGACUGUAUGUGAAAGAGUCAAUAACUGGAUGUAAAAUAAGCCUUAUUUAUAUGAUAGGUCAGUAGCUGUAACACCAAGAAAGCAAACUUGUUUCAUUGUUGCAGCUUUGUAUUCUUUAAUUUGAUGUGUGCUUCAAUGUUCUAGGCAGCUAUUGUGCUUAUGAAUGCUAUGUGCAAAUCUGAAAAUAUGCAACGUAAUUUUACUUUAUCUACUGCUUUGAAGUAGUUGACUUUAAUCCAGUGGUUCUCAACUGAUCAAUCCUCAGGAUUCAAAAUCACAACCCAAACACCAACAUUUUCAACCACUCUGAUUUAUUAAAUAUACAGCAUGGACAUUUGGAAGAAAAUGUGUGGCUGAAAAAAGAGAUGAGAGAAAACUAAAAGGUGUCAAAAGUGCAUCAUAAUUAAAACCCUAGGUGGAAUGUAUGCUUACAUUUUAUUUUGCUCCAUAUUCCUGUGUUUUGAAAUUUGGGUCAUUUUCUAAAAAUGUGGAGAAAUGAUGUGAUGAGGAAACCAGUUUGUAUUCCAAAGAAGAGAAGAGAAGCUAAAUAAGUCGCAACCUUGGGAAAACUGCAAAAAUUUGCUUUUGAUCACAGAGAAGCAGAAUAAAAUAAGAUGUUUCAGUGUAUGUCGUCUUAGGCUUCUGUACAUCAUAGACUUUUUGCCAAACAUUUUUUCCAGGAUCCUUUUUUGGGUCCCUGUCUACCAGUUGAGAACCACUGCCUUAGUCUUCAAGUAAACUAUGCAGACUGAAAGAUUAAAAAAGCCAAUUAUUGUAUUCCUGUCCAAUCUAUUUAUUCAUAGAAAUGGCAUGCAAUUAGAGUUUAUGUGAUGUGGUCUAUAAUUUGUUGUAGAGAUUAUUGUGAACC
Molecule: messenger RNA, 2465 nt
Organism: Cheilinus undulatus (humphead wrasse)
Lineage: Eukaryota; Metazoa; Chordata; Actinopteri; Labriformes; Labridae
Gene: nek2
Product: NIMA-related kinase 2
Exons: 9
Coding region: 241-1572 (443 amino acids)
Biological process (GO): protein phosphorylation
Molecular function (GO): protein kinase activity; ATP binding
Source: RefSeq, a predicted model, not a curated record